Messenger RNA from Xiphophorus maculatus (southern platyfish), 889 nucleotides. RefSeq names its product PRKR interacting protein 1 (gene prkrip1). Gene Ontology annotation, molecular function: double-stranded RNA binding; protein kinase binding; protein kinase inhibitor activity. Bases 53 to 628 code for a protein of 191 amino acids. Lineage: Eukaryota; Metazoa; Chordata; Actinopteri; Cyprinodontiformes; Poeciliidae. Gene Ontology annotation, biological process: negative regulation of protein kinase activity. Gene Ontology annotation, cellular component: nucleolus. The transcript has a single exon. The record is from RefSeq and is a predicted model, not a curated record.
AGAGCUUCCGGGGUGAACUGGGCAGGACGGAAGAACUCAAAGGCAACUAAACAUGGCGGCGCAGACGCAUAAAAAUAACAAACCGGGGAAAUCAGGGGGGAAAGAAGCUCAGCCGCUGAUACUCCCCAAGACUCCGGCGGAGGAACAGCGUCUGAAGCUGGAGCGGCUCAUGCGGAACCCCGACAAAGUCGCUCCCAUCCCGGAGCGGCAGAAGGAGUGGGCCCCGCGAGCGCCGCCGGAGUUUGUCCGGGACGUGAUGGGCUCCAGCGCGGGCGCAGGCAGCGGGGAGUUUCACGUCUACCGCCACCUACGCCGCAGAGAAUACCAGCGGCAGGACUUUCUGGACAAAAUGGCAGCGAAGCAGGGCAAGGACGUGGACUACCUGAAGAAACUGGAGCAGAACCAAGUGGAGGCCGAGGAGCGAACGGCGAAGCGAAGGAAGAAGCGAGAAAAGCUGAAGCUCAAGAAGCUGUUGGCAAAGAAGGCUAAGAUGGAGGGGAAGGAGAAAAAAGAUGGAGACGAGGACUCUGACAGUAGUGGAGAGGAAGAACGGAAGGAGGAGAGUGGGGAAGAAGAGCAAAAAGAGGACGACGCUGAGACCCCGAGCUUCAUCAUGGGGAGGAAAUGAACAUAUGAAAGUACAGUGGCAGGAGUUAGCCUGGUCUCUAUGCAACUUAACACCUGCCCGGACCAUAAAUGGUUGAUUGAUGGAGAAACGUAUUGACUGGAUCCGUUGUACUGUUAAAUACAUAACUCCCUGAGUGGAUUUUAGCCAAUCACUUGAUUCGGUUUGGACACGUGAUCACACUCGCAAAACUGUCAAGCUGUUGGGUUUUGCCUAAAUUGUUCUCUCAUGUUUUGUUUUAAUAAAAAAAAAAAAACACUUUAA